Lucilia cuprina (Australian sheep blowfly) is the source of this 370-nucleotide messenger RNA. RefSeq lists its product as uncharacterized. The transcript is spliced from 2 exons. NCBI's taxonomy places the organism in Eukaryota, Metazoa, Arthropoda, Insecta, Diptera, Calliphoridae. Bases 1 to 312 code for a protein of 103 amino acids. The record is from RefSeq and is a predicted model, not a curated record.
AUGAAGACGAUAACAGAGACGCCGACCAAGAUGAAGACGACUGAGACGAAAACCACUAAGAUGAAGAAGAAGACGUUGAGCGAGCGUGAGUGCACUUAUCCUCCUACAUCAACCCCAUUUAUAAUGACAUGGAUUCACACCCUAUUUGCCAACAAUCAAAUGCGAAUAUUUAUGGAACGAUCAAUGCAAACAAUGGACCAACAUAUCAAAUGCAAUAACAUUACUACUAAUGAAAAAUUUUAUAAACUGGACACUACGACAUUCGCCUGUAUAAUAGUAAUACAUACUUCUGAGACCUUCAAGGGAUUCUGAACGUUCUUUAAUUUUAAGAAAACACAACAAUAAUAAAAAUAAUAAUAAUAAAUAAUAA